AAGAAGAGAGAGACCCUGGGAGAGCUGAGCUGAGCUGAGCUUCAUUCUUCAAUUACUUUCCCUCAUCUCAAUGGCCACGAAAACUUCCACAAGUGUUCGUCAGGGUGCUUCUGCUGCUAUGCCUCAACAAGUGUUCAUGGUGGGUAACAGCAAGGCAUUGGAAGAAAUCAAGGACAAGCUCACCAACUCGUCAAAAAAAAGAGAUGUCAUCUCCAUCCAUAGGAAUGGGAGGUAUUGGGAAGACAACUUUAGCAAAAAAAAUAUACGAAGAUGAAUGCAUCAAGUCUCAUUUUAACAUUCGUGCAUGGAUUACUGUGUCUCAAUCUUAUUCCUUGGAUGAUUUGCUCCAAAUGCUGCUCCUCCAAUCAAAUGAAGCUUCUUCUCAAACAGAAGGACAAUCUGCAGGAACCUCCCAACUUAAGGAUAAAGUCCGUAAGUGGUUGCUGACAAGCGAGAGGUAUCUAAUUGCAAUAGAUGACAUAUGGAGCACACAAGUUUGGGACAAUUUGCAGACAUGCUUCCCAUUGGAGAGAAAUGAGAGUCGAGUAUUGUUAACGACUCGACUCACAUAUGUGGCUACUUAUGCUAGUUCCGGUGGUCUCCCAUUUAGCAUGUCUACUCUAAGCAAAGAAGAAAGUUGGGAUCUAUUUUGCAAAAAAGUAUUUGCAAAAGAAUCUUGUCUUCCUUCUAUUGAAUUUGAGAAAAUUGGGAGAGAUAUUGUGAUCAAAUGCAAAGGAUUACCACUCUCAAUUAUGGUGAUUGCUGGGAUUCUAUCCAAAGCUGAAAUGAAGGUGGAAGAUUGGAAAUAUGUUGCCAAAGAUGUUGUAGCAUUAUCAUCAACUUUAUAUGAGGAGCAAAAUUGUGAAAAAAUACUUUUAUUGAGUUACAAUCACUUGCCUGAAAAUUUGAAGACUUGCUUCUUAUAUUUAGGAGUAUUUCCAGAAGAUUAUGAAAUUUCAGUUACAAGUUUAGUUGGAUAUUGGGUGGCUGAUAAAUUUGUAGAAGAUGAGGCUUUGGUGGCAAACAACCACGAAGAAGUGGCAUGGCAAAAGUUGCAAGAUCUUAUUGAUAGAAAUUUAAUUUUGGUUGAAAAAAGGGGACGAACUGGAAGAAUAAAGACGUGUAAGAUCCAUGAUCUUACGCGAGAGAUGUGCUUGAGACUAGCUAAAGGUAAAAAUAUAUUGUAUGUUAUUUAUGACAAGUUUCAAAUUGGUGAAGAAGAAGAAAAUGGCAAUUUUUGGGUAAGCCUACAAUCAAAUCCUGAAUACUACCCUCAUAGUAGUCCUUAUUUUGAUUGUAAGACACUCCAGAAAUGCCAUUCCUUUCUUGCUAUAUUUCCAUUUAAAUAUAGAUCCAGAUCGCAUAGAGGAAGUCAGAUCCUUACCAAUUACUUGUUGACAGCAACAUCAAUUCAAGUACUUGACCUCCUUCCACUUUAUUUUCCCUAUUUGUCAAAAUCUUUUUCGGGAAAUAACUUAAGUCAGUUGAGGUAUCUAGCUUUGUACAUUGGAAACUUUCAGCGUUUCUACUUGAUUUUAAGCAACUUGAAAAAUUUACAAACGUUGAUUCUGCAAACUGCACAAGUUGAUUAUGUAGCAUACUUAACCCUUCCAGAGACACCACCGUUAAGGCAGAUUCGCAUUUUGAAUGGCUCAUUUCAUUUUAAAGAUGAUGAAGAGAAUUUGAUAUUGAAGAAUCUAACAACGCUUUUGUGGUUAAGUGACUUUUGUUGCAAAAAUGAAGCGUUGAUGGUGAGGAUUCCAAAUUUAAAGAAAUUGGGGAUAAAAUAUGAAGAUUCGAAAUACUCGGAGAGUAAGCAUCCUAUUGACUUGGGCCAUUUGGAACAACUCGAACACAUCAAGUUUUAUGGAUAUGGAUCGAAAAAGAAAAAUUGGCUAGUUAAUAUUCCACAACCAUAUGAUUUUCCACCGAAGCUCAAGAAACUGAAAUUUUCUAAGACUUGGAUGAAAUUGGAGAUCAUGACCAUCCUUGGAAGCCUACCGAACCUUGAAACUCUCCAACUAGAUUACGGUGCCUUUGAUGAUUCAGAGACCGAGUGGGAACUAGUUGAAGAGGGGUUUUCAAAAUUGAAAGUGUUAGUCUUCAAUGAUCAAACUCUUUGUAGAUGGAUAGAUUGCUAUUUCUCUUUCCCACGCCUUGAGUGUCUGGUGCUAAAGAGUUGCCCUAGCUUGGAAUCACUCCCUUAUGAGUGCCUCUCUGGAUGUCCAUGCCUUAAGCUCAUUGAUUUGGAAGGCUGUUAUAGUGAUGGUGUUUUAGAGUCUGCAAUCAAAAUUCGAGAAGAAUUAGGAGAUGGGCAGCUCAAAGUUCAUCCCGAAAGCUGUUGUAGUGAUGAAAGUGACGGAGAUGCAAAGCUCGAGGAAUUGAAAUUAUUAGUACGUAGAUUGCAAUCUGACGAACUUAGCUGAGAUUGAAGAGAAUGGAAACAUCACAUGUUCUUCUACCACUUUGAAGGUAACUUUGAUAACUACACCGAAGCAAUCACCCAUACAUACCUCUAAGCUCCCCUGCCACCUACUCUCCUAAAACAAAUCCUAAGCUCUGUCAAUUUUGUUGCACGUUAUUUUAACUUUUUCUUAAUUAGCAAAUUGUGCUUUCAUUUUGAGCUGAAAAAUUGUUCCCUUCAAACCUGGGAGUGCUUCCCAAUAAGUAAAGGGACAAUGUUAGUUUAUUAUUAUUGUUGCUGCUUUAAUUUUAUGGAAGUUAUGUAUUGAGUUUGUAUGGAUUAUUGAAUAGUGAAUCACAGCUGGUAUAUUUGAUAAAAUUUAUACGUGUUUAUUAAAUUAUUAGUUCUUGGGAUUA
Ipomoea triloba (trilobed morning glory) is the source of this 2820-nucleotide messenger RNA. Its product is annotated as putative late blight resistance protein homolog R1A-4. The coding region runs from base 204 to 2426 and encodes 740 amino acids. NCBI's taxonomy places the organism in Eukaryota, Viridiplantae, Streptophyta, Magnoliopsida, Solanales, Convolvulaceae. Gene Ontology annotation, biological process: defense response to other organism. The transcript is spliced from 2 exons. Gene Ontology annotation, molecular function: ADP binding. The record is from RefSeq and is a predicted model, not a curated record.